CUUCUGUAACAAUUAACAUUUGUGCCAGAGGGCUGUAGGGUGGAUGUUAACCAUAUCUGCAGUCUGUUUUUUUCAGCCUUUAAAAGACACAUUUAGGGAGGUGAACACCGUGCGGCUGAAGCAGAGAGGAUGCCCGUGGAGAGGACGGAGCCCCGCGGAGCCGACGAGCUCCACAAAUACUAUGAAAUCUAUGAAACCAUAGGCUCAGGAGGUUUUGCAAAAGUCAAACUGGGUCGACACAUUUUGACGGGAGAAAUGGUUGCGAUUAAAAUUAUGAACAAGAAGGACCUUGGGGAUGAUCUUCCUCGUGUGAAAGUGGAGAUUGAAGCAAUGAAAAACCUCAGUCAUCAGCACGUCUGUCGUCUCUACCAAGUUAUUGAGACCUCCACCCAGAUCUUCAUGGUGUUGGAGUACUGCCCAGGCGGAGAGUUGUUUGACUACAUCAUUGCAAAAGACCGUCUUUCAGAGGAGGAAACCAGAGUAUUUUUUAGGCAGAUCGUGUCUGCAAUUGCUUACGUCCACAGCCAGGGUUAUGCACACAGAGACCUUAAACCGGAAAACUUGCUGAUUGAUGCAGACCACAAUUUGAAGCUCAUUGAUUUUGGCUUAUGCGCAAGACCUAAGGGAGGUCUGGGCUAUGAGCUUAUGACGUGUUGUGGAAGCCCUGCUUAUGCUGCUCCUGAGCUCAUUCAGGGAAAAGCAUAUAUAGGUUCAGAGGCUGACGUGUGGAGUAUGGGAGUGCUGCUGUUCGCUCUGCUCUGUGGAUACCUGCCUUUUGAUGAUGAUAACUGCGUGGUCCUCUACAGGAAGAUUACGAGAGGUAAAUAUGACAAUCCACAUUGGCUUUCUCCAGGCAGUAUCCUCCUCCUCAACCAGAUGAUGCAGGUGGACCCCAAGCGGCGUCUCAGUGUCAGGCAACUACUGGACCAUCCCUGGGUGCUGAAAGAGUACAACAGUCCUGUGGAGUGGCACAGCAGACGGCCGCUUGGUCACAUAGAUGAAGACUGUAUCACCGAGAUGGCGGUCAACAUGAAGCGAUCAAGAGAGAGCACAACAGCACUGGUGAAGGAGUGGCGAUACGACCACACCACAGCUACCUACCUUCUGCUGCUGUCAAAGAAGCAAAGGGGCAAGCCUGUCAGACUGCACGCUCAACCAGCUUUCUAUGAGGACUCCUGCUCUCCAUUGCACCAGGGAAUCCAGUCAAAGGAAGCCCUUCACUUCAGUGAGGAUGAGGAUGCUGUCAUUGUUGGCUCUCUGGACUUCUGCUCUGACUACAUUGAUGAUUACCCAUGGUCUUCAGUUACACCACAUACACCUCAGAGAGUGAGAGAAACCCCAAAUAACAAGAGAGUGGGAUCUCCUGCAAUGGAGAGGAGGUAUGGACACAGCCCGACUCCCGAGAGGGGGCGAACAGCAGCACACCACCGCCAGGAGAGACGGGACAGAGACAAAACCAGAGAAAACAAGGAGAAUAUUGCUGUGCAGGAGAAGGAUGCUGAAAAAUUCUUAUUGCCUCCUCCUCAUACUCCUGUGUCCAGUAAGAAGAAUGCACGACCCGCCAAGAAUGUUUUGACCACACCUAAUCAAAAUGUCAAUGCAGUUUCACCUAAAGGUGGAGGCAGUGCCGCUAAAGAGCAGAACAAGAAGAAGGUAGCAGAGACCAAGGAGCCUGCAGACCUUGAAAUAGUGGCUUUGAGUCCUGAGCGAAGGUCUCGCUCUUUGGAUAUGGCAGGUCUGGAAGACAGCGGGAAGAAGAAAAGAGCAGGGAAAGUGUUUGGGUCAUUGGAGAGAGGCCUCGACAAGAUGAUCACCAUGCUCACUCCCAGCAAGAGACGAGCUCUGCGUGAUGGUCCUCGUAAGAUCAAGGUUCAGUACAAUGUGACCCUGACUAGCCAGACCAACCCAGAUCAGGUUCUUAACCAGAUUCUCUCCAUCCUGCCCACAAAAAACGUUGAUUUCACACAGAAAGGGUAUACUCUUAAGUGCCGGACAUGGGGUGACUUUGGGAAGGUGACCAUGGCCUUUGAGUUGGAGGUGUGUCUUCUGCAGAGGCCAGAGGUUGUUGGAAUUCGGCGCCAGAGGCUGAAGGGGGACGCCUGGGUCUACAAGCACCUUGUGGAGGACAUCCUCUCCACAUCCAGUAUUUGAGGGAGCCAAAGUCUUUUUUUUUUUUUUUCCUAAUCUUUAUUUCAAACAUGUAGACUGUGAAAUGAAAACAAAACCAACCAACAAAAUAUUAGUAAUGAUAGUCAGCACUUUUCACCUAUUUCAAAAUCUGGGGACUGUUUUUUUUUUCAUUAAUAUAAUACCAUUUCUGCAGUGUCUCAGCACAGUAAUGAUCUGUGUUUCAUUAUUCGUGUUAAAUAUUGUCUUAAGGGCAGCCUGCUGCCCCCAGAGUAAGUGUUACAGUAAAUAUAUGAGCGGCACGUGUUUGGCUCCUGUACAGUAGUUUUACAUAGAAUAUUGUAUGGGUGUUUUUUUUUGUUUUGUUUUGUUUUGUUUUCAUUUCACAUUAACAAUUAAGUGAAAGGGAUUCUGUUUCAGUUCUCUUGAGAUGAAAACAUGUGUAUGAAAUGUAACAAGAUUAUUUCCGCUAUACCUACUAGCUGCUUGUUACCAUAUUUAUGUUGAUGUUAUUCUCCCCUGUAGGUAUAACUCGGAUCGACUAACAAAGAAACAGAGCAUUAUUAAUUUACUGUCAUUAGUUUUUAUGUACAUAUGUUUACAAAUCUUCAGUCAUGUUAUUUUAGAUGUUUGUAUUGUCUGUUCUGACUUUUUAAUGGUGCUUUUGUGGUUUUCAUUGUCUGUCGCAUUGUGUCUGUAAAAGUACUACUUGCGAUUUUAAAAGGAGUAAAAUAAAUACUUUUGAUAAUUGUG
This is a messenger RNA of Sphaeramia orbicularis (orbiculate cardinalfish), 2880 nucleotides long. It is a transcript of the gene melk, whose product is annotated as maternal embryonic leucine zipper kinase. Lineage: Eukaryota; Metazoa; Chordata; Actinopteri; Kurtiformes; Apogonidae. Gene Ontology annotation, molecular function: ATP binding; protein serine/threonine kinase activity. Gene Ontology annotation, biological process: intracellular signal transduction; protein phosphorylation. The transcript has 18 exons. The record is from RefSeq and is a predicted model, not a curated record. The coding region runs from base 130 to 2151 and encodes 673 amino acids. Gene Ontology annotation, cellular component: cytoplasm.